AUGACCCCCACCCUCACGGCCCUGCUCUGUCUCGGGCUGAGUGUGGGCCCCAGGACCCGAGUGCAGGCAGGGACCCUCCCCAAACCCACCAUCUGGGCUGAACCAGGCUCUGUGAUCCCCUGGGGGACCCCUGUGACCAUCUGGUGUCGGGGGAGCCUGGAGGCCCACGACUACCGCCUGCAAAAAGAGGUAAACUCAGGGACCUGGGACAAACAGCCUGCACUGGAGCCCAGGGACAAGGCCAAGUUCUCCAUCGGAUACAUGACAGAUGAAGAUGCCGGACGAUAUCUCUGUUACUGUCGCAGUCCCACUGGCUGGUCAGAGCCCAGUGACCCCCUGGAGCUGGUGGUGACAGGAACCCUCCCCAAACCCACCAUCUGGGCUGAACCAGGCUCUGUGAUCCCCCGGGGGACCCCUAACCUCUCCUCCGAGUGGUCGGCCCCCAGUGACCCCCUGGACAUCCUGGUCGCAGGACAGCUCCCCUACAGACCCUCCCUCUCAGUGCAGCCAGGACCCUCGGUGACCUCAGGAGAGAAUGUGACCCUCCUGAGUCCACACCCUCCUGUCCCCUGCCCACCCCCACACGCCACAGACUCGAGUGCCCUCCUGUUGAGAACAGCUGACCCCCCGAGCCCACCCCAAAACAAUUCAGACCCCAGCAGUGCCUCAGAUCGCAGGGAUUACACGGUGGAGAAUCUCAUCCGCAUGGGCGUGGCUGCCUUGAUCCUGCUGGUCCUUGGGAUUCUGCUACUAGAGGCUCAGCACAGCCAGACAAGGACCCCAGAUGCAGCCAGGAGCUAA
Messenger RNA from Odobenus rosmarus divergens (Pacific walrus), 801 nucleotides. Its product is annotated as leukocyte immunoglobulin-like receptor subfamily A member 6-like. Bases 1 to 801 code for a protein of 266 amino acids. NCBI's taxonomy places the organism in Eukaryota, Metazoa, Chordata, Mammalia, Carnivora, Odobenidae. The record is from RefSeq and is a predicted model, not a curated record. The transcript has 9 exons.